This is a messenger RNA of Lacerta agilis (Sand lizard), 1167 nucleotides long. Its product is annotated as carcinoembryonic antigen-related cell adhesion molecule 19-like. Bases 219 to 1058 code for a protein of 279 amino acids. The transcript is spliced from 7 exons. The record is from RefSeq and is a predicted model, not a curated record. Lineage: Eukaryota; Metazoa; Chordata; Lepidosauria; Squamata; Lacertidae.
AGGAGGAGGAGGAGGAGAAAGCAGCAAUUGGCAUAGGACUCUGCCAGGAUCAGUAUCCUCUCGCAAGAGCAACACGGAGAAACUACCCUGUGGAAUGGAACAAGGAAGAAACCCAGGUGCCCAGCUGACUGCCCGGUGUCGGUUUUAACCUCAGAAGUGUUAUUCCCGCUCGGAGGGGUCAUUUGGUGAACUUCGGCCAACUUCCACCAAGGACCACCAUGCAGGGUUUCUGUAGCCGGGUCCCCUUUCCUGGGGAUUUCCUGCUAGUAGCUUGCCUCGUGGGCUUGUGGGCUCCCCUGAGCCAAGCUACCAUUGGCAGAGUCUCGGUCGUGUCCAUCCCGGAGACCCCCGCCGAGGGUCAGAACGUCACGUUUGCCGUGGUCAACGUGACGGGCACUAUUCGCCAGAUCGACUGGUACCGAGGCGUGGCGACGGACGGCUCGACCCGGCUCUUCAGUUACUUCCCCGGGAACGGCAACCCGCAGCGGAACGGGGUGCAACAGACGGGGAGGGAAUUUGGCUUCCCCAACGGGUCCCUCCUCAUCACCAGGGUCAGGCCCAACGACAGCAAGGUCUACACCGUGAUGCUUCUGAUGCGUCCCAGAGGCACUCUCAAAGGCUCCAUCGAGCUUCAGCUGGCACGCUCAACUACUACCACCCCACCUCCUACAACUCCCACCACAGAGGCGCCUCCUGCAAAGGAGCUCACCAAACCUCCUUUGAUGCUGGGCUGGAUUGUCGCUGGAGUUGUGGUUGGCAUCCUGCUAUCGGGGGCUGUUGGGGCUGUCCUGGUCUACCGCUUUGUCUUACAGAAGGCAGACCCAGGCACAGGGAUGCCAGGAAGACUGGAUCCAAGAGGGAAAAAGCCACCGGCACCCAAACAUGGUGACAAGGAGCCCAUUUAUGAAACGAUGGAAUCGCCUGUGGAAUCGCCCAGAGCAGAAGGGAAGGAGCCUCCCCCAAUGUCUGGACCUCUCCCUAAUUGUAAGCCUGUCGUCACGCUUUGCAGUUUGCAAGCCGGCCCGACUACUGGGACUACAAAGGGAAGCAUCGCCUGACAUCGCUAUGAGGUCAGGUGAUUGACAGGAGUUGCUACACAGAGCAGAAUCCAUUUACGUCGAGAUCAAGAGGUGAUUCUGUGCCUUGAGAGAUGCUUCUCUGACUGCC